AUGUGGAAGGUGGGAAUUGGCUCGAGGGGCGACUGGACAGUCCCCCCAGUCGAACUGAUCGCCAUCCGUAAAGCGACCGAAAUUCUCAAGAUGCGGACCGUGAACGAACCCGACAUGAGAAAGGCCCUGGGCAAGACCACUACCAUGAUCAGCGACAGCCAGUCAGCCAUACAAGCGAUUGCGAAUUCUCGAAACCUUCGUGUCUACGCAAACUUGUCACGACACCGAAGCCACCUUUUGACCUAA
Molecule: messenger RNA, 246 nt
Organism: Exophiala oligosperma
Lineage: Eukaryota; Fungi; Ascomycota; Eurotiomycetes; Chaetothyriales; Herpotrichiellaceae
Exons: 1
Coding region: 1-246 (81 amino acids)
Source: RefSeq, a predicted model, not a curated record